GCCGCCGCCGCCACCAGCACCGGCUUGGUGCAUCGUUUCAUUUGUAUCACCAUGGCUCACUCGUGCCGAAAGCCAGCACAGCUUAUCUUCGAUUCUGACAUCGGGGAAUGAUGGAGGCUAUUUGAAAUCGACUACGAACACAAUAAUCAUAAUGAACCAGAUGCUGUCAAGACUUCCCUUCUACUAAACCUGGCGGGACCCGAGGCCAUGAUGAGAGAGCGGACCUUUGACUACACCCCAGCCAUUCUCGAUGCCAACAAUCAGGUAGUUGUACCUGCUGAGACUAUGCAUGACCCUACUGUUUUACUGCGUAAAUUCCGUGAACUAUGCGACCUACCCUCAAACCGUAUUUUAGAAAGAGCAAAAUUCUUCGCGAGACACCAGCUUCCCGGCGAGCCCGUGGAAAGAUUUAUUUGCGACUUGAAAUAUACGGCUCAGCGAUGCCGCUUCAAAGUCAUGUCAAACGAAUUAAUCAGUGGAAAGCUUGUCAGUGGUAUGACCGAUCAAAACUAAGGACUGAGUUACUGCAGAAUGCUGAUUUAACCCUUGAACAAGCAGUGCACGCCUGCCGAACGUCUGUGAUUGUGGUUCCAUUAAUUGACCAGUUUGACACUCAGAAGAAGACCAUAAACCUGACUGGUUUCAACAGACGACCAACACCAACAGAUAACAGAAGAUUCAUGAAUGAACCACCACAACAGGUUAACCGGGGAUUCACCAAUGAGCCCCCUCAAAGAUGCCCGAAAUGUAACUAUUUCCACAACAAGGGACGAUUGUUUUGUCUAGCGAACGACAAGUCUUAUAACUACUGCAAAAAGGUGAAUCACUUUGCUGUUGUCUGCAGGUCCUGUGGGAACAGAUCCUCCAGCUCAGCGUCUAAUCUGCACCUGUUGCAACAAAACCAAACAAUUCAAGACUCACAGGACCAGCUUGAUUCUGCCCACGAGGAUGAUCCAAUUAGCACAUAUGACAAACUUGGCAAGCUGCCUGUGACCUACAAGAUCAUUGACCCCAACAUCGAUCCAGCCGUCUGUGCUCCCCACCGUGUGCCACAUGCCGUGCGAGACAGAAUUGAGACUGAACUAAAAAACAUGGUCUCCGUGGGCGUACUAGCUGAAAUCAGUGAGCCCACAGACUGCGUCUCCACCAUGGUUGUCACCUUUAAGAAAGAAAAAAAAGAGCUCCGUGUGUGCAUUAAUCCAAAAGAUUUGAACACUGCCAUCAAGCGACCGCAUUAUCCGAUGAGAACUGUCAAGGACGUCGCUGCAUAA
This is a messenger RNA of Leucoraja erinaceus (little skate), 1271 nucleotides long. RefSeq lists its product as uncharacterized. NCBI's taxonomy places the organism in Eukaryota, Metazoa, Chordata, Chondrichthyes, Rajiformes, Rajidae. The transcript is spliced from 3 exons. Bases 327 to 1271 code for a protein of 314 amino acids. The record is from RefSeq and is a predicted model, not a curated record.